Molecule: messenger RNA, 266 nt
Organism: Geodia barretti
Lineage: Eukaryota; Metazoa; Porifera; Demospongiae; Tetractinellida; Geodiidae
Source: the annotation of a GenBank genome assembly
CUUUCAAAGUCUUCGCCAAAUAAAUGUGAUAAAGAAGAAUUUCCAGCAAAGCAAUCAAAGCGACGAUCGCAGACAAAAGUCUCCUUCAAUAAAAAUGAUGCCCAGAAGGAUAUGAAAACACAGUACAACACCACUGUUGAGACAAAUGAUAGCACAUACACAUAGUGAUGAGAUAUUGAAUAAUAAUUGUAAAAAAGAGAUCGGCCAUUGUCAUCCUUUUUAAGCACACCACUAAACACUACUUUUGAGUAAAGAAAAAGGGCAUU